This is a messenger RNA of Ceratitis capitata (Mediterranean fruit fly), 3057 nucleotides long. RefSeq names its product polyphosphoinositide phosphatase (gene FIG4). The transcript is spliced from 3 exons. Gene Ontology annotation, biological process: phosphatidylinositol dephosphorylation. Lineage: Eukaryota; Metazoa; Arthropoda; Insecta; Diptera; Tephritidae. The record is from RefSeq and is a predicted model, not a curated record. Gene Ontology annotation, molecular function: phosphatidylinositol-3,5-bisphosphate 5-phosphatase activity. The coding region runs from base 128 to 2725 and encodes 865 amino acids. Gene Ontology annotation, cellular component: intracellular membrane-bounded organelle.
UAUCAUCAAAAUAAGAAUCAGCUGAGUUUAUUUUUCCACUAAUUAUUUGUUUAAUCAUCACUACGACAUGAAUAUCAUUUAACAAAAUAUUAAAAGAUCUACAAGAGGUGGUAAAAGUACAUUUAAAAUGAAUAACAGCAAUCCAAAUGUAUUUUUUAAUCCGCUAAUUAGUGGAAUACAAAAAGUGGUUCUCUACGAAACUCGUACGCGCCUCUACCUUGUAGGCAGUAACAAUCGCGAGACUCGUUUUCGUAUGUUAACAAUUGAUCGCACCCAACAUGACCGCGUCGUAAUCGAAGAGAACCCAAAUGAAUUGAAUGCACUAGAAAUCCGCAGAUUCCUCAGUUCUCUUGGUAGCUCACCACGAGUUACCUCCGCUUAUGGUGUACUUGGUUUUGUUCGAUUUCUUGAGGGCUACUACUUGCUCCUCGUUACAAAACGCAAAUGUUGUGCACACAUUGGCAUGCACCUGAUAUACACCAUCAAGGAUACCGUAAUGGUACGUGUUAAUGAACCGACAACAUUACGUGCGCCACAUCCCUAUGAGGAACGUUACAAAAAGAUGUUUCAAAGUAUUGAUUUACGUAGUAAUUUCUACUUCUCUUACUCAUAUGAUCUGACGCGUACACUACAAUAUAAUGAAUCAGCGCCUCGUUUUGUUGGACCCAAUGUUGAUUUGGAAAACGACGAACCUCUACCAGACUGGGAUAAACUCACAAAUAAUGUUAUGGCGCCUGAUGAGCGUGUCAACUAUGCUUUUCGCAGCAACUCUCGUACACGAUUUGUUUGGAAUGCAUUCCUCUUGCAGCCUAUGCGUGGGAUAGUGCUUAAAGAUUGGAUGUUAGAGGUGACACAUGGUUACAUAAGUCAAUCGUGUAUUAGUAUUUUUGGUAGACAUGUAAAUGUCUGUUUAAUUGCACGCCGGAGCACACGUUUUGCAGGCACACGUUUUCUUAAACGUGGUGCUAACGUGCAAGGAGAUGUCGCAAAUGAAGUCGAGACGGAACAGAUUGUUACCGACGGGCAGCGAAUGUGCUCUUUCACUCAAAUGCGUGGCUCAGUGCCUUCGCAUUGGUCGCAAGAUGUGGUUAAAAUGGUACCAAAGCCACAAAUACAACUAGAUAUUUCUGAUCCUUAUGCGCAGACACCUGCGCGCCACUUCGAUCGUUUACUUUUCCAUUAUGGUGCGCCGAUAAUCAUGCUCAAUUUGGUAAAGAAACGAGAGAAGCGUAAGCAUGAAUCGAUCAUUUCAAAGGAAUUGGUCGAUAGCAUACGUUAUCUAAAUCAAUUUUUGUCACCACAACAUCGUAUGAAGCACAUACAUUUCGAUAUGGCACGUAAGAGUCGCGGCGGUGGUAAUGUUAUGGAAAUGCUUGCCGAUAUAGCAGAAAGUGUAGUCCAGCAAACCGGCAUGUUCUUCAAAGCGCGCGGCAGCAGAUGUACUUUCCAGACGGGUUUAGUGCGUACCAAUUGCGUUGAUUGCUUGGAUCGUACGAAUACGGCACAAUUUGCUAUUGGAAAAUGUGCAUUGGGACAUCAGUUGGAGCUUCUGGGAUUCGUCAAGUCAGCCAAGCUGGAAUUCGACUCGGAUUGUGUAACGAUGUUGGAGAAUUUGUAUGAAGAACACGGUGAUACGCUAGCGCUGCAAUAUGGUGGCUCUCAGUUGGUACAUCGCAUUAAAACUUACCGUAAAACAGCAGCAUGGGCUUCACAGGGUAAUGAUAUUAUGCAAACAUUAAGUCGUUACUACAGUAAUACGUUCAGCGAUACAGAGAAACAGCAUAGCAUUAACUUAUUCCUCGGUUACUACAUACCAAGUAGAAGUCACACAAAACAAAACCAACCCAUUUGGGAGUUACAAACGGAUUACUACAUGCAUAAUGUUUACAAACCGCUGACCCCACAAAACGAAACCCGCCUUAUUACCGAUUGGGUACGCCACAAAGUACGCUCCUGCUUGCCAAACUCCACUUCAGACUCGAAUAAAAUUGUCAAAGAAUUAUUUCGCGUGCAUUCCAAGGGACUCGAAAUGAUCGACGCCUAUUCCAACUAUCACCAGUCCUUUAAAUGGACCGAUCUCAGCGAGCACAUAGCCUUUGAAAUCAGCCAACUAGCACUACGUUAUAUGCCCACAUUUCGCACAAACUAUUCGCCUUUUCAGCGGCAAAUUCAAGAUCGGAAAGCGAGAAAAAAUCCCAAUCUCACUGGUCAAAGUUCGACUAGUUCAACUAAUAGUAACUCGUCCAGUUCUAGUUCCGAGGCAGAUGAUAGCUCAUCGGAUGAGGAUUUAAGCGCUGGUUACGCUGUGAAAGUUGCAAAUCAGGCCGAAUUAGUGGAACAGGAGCCAUUCACGCUCGAGUCACUACUACCACCAAUGAAAGAAGUGUACGGCUGCAAGAUCACUAAUCCAUCGAAAGAGAAUAUGGAUAUUUACAAAAAAUAUGUGCAGAUGGGCAAAUUAUCUAAUGGGUAUAAUAGUAGUUUUGCACUUUCCUCCACAUCGGCGCCACGUGAACGUGAUAAUGAAAAGGCUAAGCUGAAACGUGGUUUGCUAAAGCCAUUGGGAAAUUAUGGACAUGAUUCGUAUUUGAGUAUUAAGCCGCCAACUGUGAGUGAAGAAAGUCAGAAAAUAUAUGCUGAAUAUUGCAAAAUACCGCGAAAUUUUAAUGCAGUGCAGAAAUUUGAAGAGUUUGACGUUCUUUACCGUUAUGUGCAAAUGCUCUGAAAUGUUUGCUGAAGGUCUGAAAUCUUGGAUAAUGCUAAAUACACUUAACUCAAACGGGCGUGAGCUAUAACUGACUUCAACUUGAACAAAAGCAACAACAAUUUCAACAUUCAUGUGACGGAGCUGUUUAUCAUAGUGUUUUCUUACCUUUAGUUUCGUUCUAGGAUAAAAGUAUAUAUAUAUAACUUAAAUUUUUUCCACAUUCAUCUUAUACUUAUAAUUUUAAAGUUAAAUACUUUAUAUGGGCAUUUUGAAUUUUUGUUUUAUAUUUAUUUUUUAAUAAAUGUUAAUUUUUGGUCUUUAUCACAAUCGCCUGAUAUGGAAAGAAUCAC